Pseudoliparis swirei is the source of this 1477-nucleotide messenger RNA. It is a transcript of the gene selenof, whose product is annotated as selenoprotein F. The transcript is spliced from 5 exons. Gene Ontology annotation, cellular component: endoplasmic reticulum lumen. Gene Ontology annotation, molecular function: oxidoreductase activity. NCBI's taxonomy places the organism in Eukaryota, Metazoa, Chordata, Actinopteri, Perciformes, Liparidae. The record is from RefSeq and is a predicted model, not a curated record.
CCUCCGAGUAGUUCGUGCUAACAAAGCAGACUCCAAAAUGUCGGGAGAGGUGUAUCUCCUGUGGCUCCUCUCGCUUUUACAAACGCUGUCGGCGUAUGGUGCCGAUCUGUCGUCUGAGGCAUGCAGGGGGCUGGGCUUCUCCAGCAACCUGCUGUGCAGCUCCUGUGACCUGCUCGGGGAGUUCAGCCUCACCAAGCUGCAGCCUGACUGCGGGCAGUGCUGCCAGCAGGAGGUCCAGAUGGAAGCGCGCAAGCUCUACGCUGGGGCCAUCCUCGAGGUGUGUGGAUGAAAACUGGGGAGGUUCCCUCAAGUCCAAGCUUUUGUCAGGAGUGACAAGCCGAAGAUGUUCAAGGGUCUCGAGAUCAAGUAUGUGAGAGGCUCUGAUCCUGUGCUAAAGCUUUUGGACGAUAACGGGAACAUCGCUGAAGAACUCAGCAUCCUCAAGUGGAACACAGACAGCGUGGAGGAGUUCCUCAGUGAGAAAUUAGACCGGAUAUAGACAUGUGUAUGUUUUUGUUUGUUAUUUAGUCUUUAGUUAAAGGGUCGUUUCACCCAAAUUACAAUACCACUAGUUGUAUGGAGCCAUGCAGAUGUUUUAUGUGCCUGAGAUAUCUUUGACCACCUUCAUGUAAAUGGAGUUUUGUUUGUGGCGCUUGCGACACUGAAAAGUUACAUUUAAACAACUACAUUCGAAAAUCCACCUAAUUUACUGUCAGUGCUUUUAUCUGAAAUGCUGACGAAAUGGGACCAAUGAAAAAUACUCUUGGCUUCAUUAUUUUUAGGUUGUGCAUGAAAUCUCAAGAGACUUUAAAACAAUAACAAAUCAAAACGAUCUGCAUGGAUAGACUACUAGGGCCUACUGAGGUUUUUAUUUUAUUUUGGGUGAACCGAACCGUUAUGUUAUGUUAUUUACCAAUUUGUACACGACUAAGCCUUGAAAGAUGGUUGUUAAAUCAUGUCUGUUUUUGUAUGUGAAAAUCCUCAAUUUCAAUCCUUCUGGUCUGGAUUUUACCAAAUAACUUGUGUGGGUGUGAAGACAUCGUCACUGAGCCCCGAUGGGCAGCACACUCGAAAUGAUCAAUAACAUUACAGAGUAAUCAUUGCUCAGAGUGGGUCCAUUGGGUUUGAACAACAAUACUUCACAUCACAAACUGUUUGGUUGUCUACUUGUGGGAGUUUAUGUUCCUUCUGAUAUUCUUGUAUGAUUUUUAAAAAAAAUAUAUAUCGCUGAACAUUGUGACUGGUGGGAUUUGUGGUAAGAAUGAAUCCCAGUUGCUCUCCUGAUGCAGGAGUCUUUGCUGCAGCACACGUUAGUGAAGAUCUCACAGUAAACCAGCGUUGGGAUGUGAGGUCUGAUGUCUGUGUGUUUUUUGGCAUCUUCUGCUUUGAAGAGAAACUGGAUUUAUUAUGGAUGCUUCUUUUGAGCAAAUGAGUUGACAGUUUAAAUAUGCAACAAUAAAGAAAGCCUCUGAAGGAU